Sorex araneus (European shrew) is the source of this 678-nucleotide messenger RNA. It is a transcript of the gene TM4SF20, whose product is annotated as transmembrane 4 L six family member 20. Lineage: Eukaryota; Metazoa; Chordata; Mammalia; Eulipotyphla; Soricidae. Gene Ontology annotation, cellular component: membrane. The record is from RefSeq and is a predicted model, not a curated record. Bases 1 to 678 code for a protein of 225 amino acids. The transcript is spliced from 4 exons.
AUGACCUGCUGUGAGUGCUGCACAUCCUGCAAUGGGGUCAGCUUGCUGAUUCUCCUCCUGCUGGGUGUCAUUUUCAAUGCAACGCCUCUGAUCUACAAGCUACUGGAGAAAGAUGGCGAGAACCCCAUCUCUUGCUUUGAGCGGUGGUACCCAGGAAUUAUAGGAGCAGGCCUGUUGGCCCUUCCAGCAGUGACCAUGGCCUUGGCGGCGAGGAAGAGAGCGUGCUGCAACAACAGGGUCGGGAUGUUUCUCUCGUCUAUUUUUAAUGUCUUCACGAUCCUUGGUGCUAUAUACUGCAUUCUGGUGUCUGUCCAAGCUCUCAUGAAGGGGCCUCUCAUUUGUGACCCUCAAGUCAACAGUACUGUCAGCUGUGACUUUUCAUUUGGUAACUUCAGCAACAUUAGUAUGGACUCCCUCAACCUCGACUGGUUCUUAAAAGACUCUUGUGUGUCGUCUGAGCCUAAUCAUUACUUCAACCGCAAUGUCACAGGUCUUGGUGAUAAAGACAACUGGGAUUUUGAGACCAAAGAAGGCAGGCAUAAGACUAUCCAUUUAUCUGUCUUUUUGGGUCUACUGAUUGUGGGAAUUCUUGAAAUCCUGUUUGCACUCAGUCAGAUCAUUAUCGGUUUCCUGGGUUGUCUGUGUGGUGUAUCCAAACCAAGAGGACGGUACGUGUAA